GUCUGCCAGACCGGAUCCUUCACAAGGGAAGAGGCCAGGGAUAGCCAGCCAACCCCGGCUUCUCUUCUCUUCGGCUAACAAUAUUACUCCGUAUUAUCAGCCAGGGAGCCCGAACAGAGGGCUGCGUUACUGUUCGUAGGAUGUCCCGUCAUGAAGGUGUAAGCUGUGAUGCAUGUUUGAAAGGCAACUUCAGAGGUCGACGAUACAAAUGUUUAAUUUGCUACGACUACGACCUGUGUGCAUCAUGCUAUGAGAGCGGAGCUACCACAACCAGACACACCACAGAGCAUCCCAUGCAGUGUAUAUUAACUCGAGUUGACUUUGACCUGUACUACGGUGGAGAGGCCUUCUCUGUGGAGCAGCCCCAGGCCUUCACAUGUCCCUACUGUGGCAGGAUGGGCUACACGGAGAUCUCCCUGCAGGAGCAUGUGGCUGCCGAGCACACAGAGACCUCUACAGAAGUGAUCUGUCCCAUAUGUGCAGCACUGCCAGGUGGCGACCCUAAUCAUGUGACGGAUGACUUUGCUGCUCAUCUCACACUUGAACACAGAGCACCUAGAGACUUGGAUGAGUCCAGUGGGGUGCGGCACGUGAGGAGGAUGUUCCACCCUGGGCGUGGUCUGGGCGGUCCUCGUGCCCGGAGGUCUAACAUGCACUUCACCAGCAGCACCACAGGGGGGCUCUCCACCAGUCAGAGCUCCUCACAAAGCUCCAGCUACAGCAGAGAGGCUAUGGACCCCAUAGCAGAGCUCCUGUCCCAGUUGUCCGGGGUGAGGCGCUCUGCGGGCGGCCAGCUGAGUUCGGGUCCCUCGGCCUCUCAGCUCCAGCAGCUACAGAUGCAACUCCAGUUAGAGCGUCAGCAGGCCCAAGCAGCGCGCCAGCAGCUCGAGACGGCCCGCAAUGCCACCCGGGGUGGCGGCCGCGCCAAUGCAAUCCUCAACACCAACUCAGCUGCUGCCAACCCCAACCCCAACGCCAACCACAAUACCAACCCCAGUCCCAACCCGGGCCCCCCUGAGCCCAAUGCACAGCACACUGCACAUAGCUCCCAGUUUCUACUCAGCAGGCUGAGCGAACCUCGACUGUCUGAGUCAGAACGGCAGGCGUGCGAGGCCCAGUGGGCCGACCGGAGCCUGUUUGUGACAGAGCUGUUGCUGUCGACGCUGCUGCCUGACGAGGACGCCUCGGCUUCCUCCUCUGAGGAUGAAGAUGACUGUCACAGGCCAUUGCGGAAUUUUGCUGACUUCGAGGCCAUGGGCUGUGUGGAGGUCAUGACCUUGGACGUGGCACUGGAGAACCUGAACCUCAAGGAGACAACCCCCGCUACCAAUACGAUGAAAACAACAACUAAAACAACAACAACGAAGAAAGAGCCUCCCGCCCCGCCCCUUUGAUGACAUGGCCGCUCCCCCCCAAACCACCAUUGUAACGGGCUGACCGCCGUGUCUGUCCAACUGCCAAUGGAUGAAAAACAGACUGCAGUUCUUUUUGGCUUUUUGUUUUGUUUUUGUUUCCUUUUUUUUGUUUUCUCAGUGAUUGUCAUUUCAGUUCUGUCGCUCCACACUCAUCCCCAUGUUUAUUACGUUGUGUACAUUGAAUAAAAGUAGUGAGACGAGAGAAUGUGAAAGUGAGCAAGCGAGGUGGGUGUGUGAGAGAGAAAGGAAAAAUAACUAUAUAAAUAUAUUAUAGAAAAAAAAAUUAUAUGAAAGUUGAUAAUCAAUUCCACAUAACCCGUGUUUCCUCUAGCAGGUGAGCAAGCAUAGUUAGCUGUUAAGAGACAAACACGUCCUCACACACUCACCCAGGGAGAGGAGGCAGACUGAAACCUCUCCGACAAAAACGCUGCUGUGUAUUUAUAGUUAUUAAUUAAAGAAGUGCUUGGAUGGUUUACCACAACUUAAGCAUGAGCUUAAAUCACCAUGUGCCCAUUUUUACAGUAACUGCACAGUCACUAGACGGGGAGGUCUUUCUCUGCUCAGACACCCGAAUAACUGUAAAUUUAGGGUGUCGUUUGCCACAACCGUGACAUUUCUGCGCCACACACACACACACAGACAGACUGUUGGCCGAGUUUUGGUUACGUUCAUAUCCAGUCUCAGACCCCCCUCCCCCCCUCCCCUUUGUGUGACAUCACCUGUAUUGGGUCAUGCGACCUUGCUUUAUAUCAACUGUGGGCACUUUGGUUUUGAAUUGCAUAUCCAGAGAAGUGUCCAUCCGUGUACACUACAGAUGCUCUACAUAAAGGCGAUAUACAACUCUGAGGCAAAGGAGAUAAGUAAUGGUAACAAUCUCUUCAGUGUAACCGUUUUCAUCCUUUUAUAAUGCGGAAGAAACACAACCCUGGUCUUGAUACGGAUGUUUUUCUUUUUGUUUUUUCCCUCUCUUUUCGUAAGACCAGACGCUACUCUCUCCAGCUUCCUGUGAUCUGAAAUUAAUCCUCUCUCCAUUGCUCAUGAAUGCAAAGAUUAUUCAACAUGUGACUUGAAGGAGAGAAUCCUGUAUGCUCUUUCCAUUUAUUUCUCUCAGUAAGAAAACAAAACAAAAGAUCUUUGUAUGCCUCCACUGCUACCUUAAGAAAUGCAAUGUAUGUUUUUGGCUCAAUAAACAAGCCAAAUCACAGGGUAAACCUUUCAGUUUGGAGGACAAUAAAAAUGUUUUGGAUGGAAAUGAACUAACCCAAUCCUGCUCUCUGGUUUUUUUGUUGUUGUUUUUUUUCUUUUGUUUUCUCAGUUGCUAAUUUACUGGCUAGCAUGUACAGCGUAUGGUUAAAAAAAAAAAUAAUAAAGGAAACACUUAUAUGAAAUCUCACAGGUCAAGUUCAAUCUUACAAGUAGUCUCAUCUGAUGCAUUUCUUCCUU
Messenger RNA from Myripristis murdjan (pinecone soldierfish), 2858 nucleotides. Its product is annotated as E3 ubiquitin-protein ligase KCMF1-like. The transcript is spliced from 7 exons. Lineage: Eukaryota; Metazoa; Chordata; Actinopteri; Holocentriformes; Holocentridae. Gene Ontology annotation, biological process: synaptic signaling. Bases 141 to 1394 code for a protein of 417 amino acids. Gene Ontology annotation, molecular function: zinc ion binding. The record is from RefSeq and is a predicted model, not a curated record. Gene Ontology annotation, cellular component: plasma membrane.